Anneissia japonica is the source of this 758-nucleotide messenger RNA. RefSeq names its product late histone H2A.2.2-like. NCBI's taxonomy places the organism in Eukaryota, Metazoa, Echinodermata, Crinoidea, Comatulida, Comatulidae. Gene Ontology annotation, cellular component: nucleosome. The record is from RefSeq and is a predicted model, not a curated record. Gene Ontology annotation, molecular function: DNA binding; protein heterodimerization activity; structural constituent of chromatin. The transcript has a single exon. The coding region runs from base 72 to 482 and encodes 136 amino acids.
UUUAUCAUUCUUCAACGCAGUUUUGAUUGUUGUGUAGUAGUCGUAAUUUGUAAACAGAUCUCUGAAUAAAAAUGUCUGGACGUGGUAAAGGAGGCAAAGCUAAAGGAAAGGCUAAAAGCCGAUCAAGUCGUGCAGGGCUCCAGUUUCCAGUAGGACGUGUUCAUCGUUUCCUGCGUAAGGGUAACUAUGCUGGACGUGUUGGAGCUGGUGCACCAGUUUACAUGGCCGCUGUGCUUGAAUACCUGACUGCUGAAAUUUUGGAGUUGGCAGGCAACGCUGCCCGUGACAACAAGAAGAGCAGAAUCAUCCCCCGUCAUCUUCAGCUCGCAAUCCGUAACGACGAAGAGCUGAACCGUCUUCUCGGAAGUGUAACAAUUGCACAAGGUGGUGUCCUGCCAAACAUCCAGGCUGUGCUUCUACCAAAGAAGACCGCUGCUGCAAAGGGAAAAGGCGGCAAAUCUAGCCAGAGCCAGGAGUUUUAAAGGUUGUUCGAGAACUUUUCAAACCAAACGGCCCUUUUCAGGGCCACCAAUUGAACAGAAAAGAGAUUUGCAAAGUAUUAUUUCUGCAGACUAUGCAGUAUUAUUAAUAUUUUCUUGGGACAAUAAAGUCGGACUACUACUUAGGCCUAGGAAUUAGGCUGGCAAUUAAUUAACGUUGAUGGAUUUUUGUUUUGUUUGAUUCGCCCAAUAAGAUGAAUGUGCAAUUUCGAUUUUCAAAGUGUUUUAAUAAAAUGUGUAUCUUUUAUUUUGUUUAAA